Messenger RNA from Nannospalax galili (Upper Galilee mountains blind mole rat), 743 nucleotides. It is a transcript of the gene Supt4h1, whose product is annotated as SPT4 homolog, DSIF elongation factor subunit. Gene Ontology annotation, molecular function: zinc ion binding; RNA polymerase II complex binding. The record is from RefSeq and is a predicted model, not a curated record. Lineage: Eukaryota; Metazoa; Chordata; Mammalia; Rodentia; Spalacidae. Bases 75 to 428 code for a protein of 117 amino acids. Gene Ontology annotation, biological process: positive regulation of DNA-templated transcription, elongation; regulation of transcription elongation by RNA polymerase II; chromatin organization. The transcript is spliced from 5 exons. Gene Ontology annotation, cellular component: DSIF complex; nucleus.
UUCUGGGUAAUGCUGUCAACUUCCGGUGGCUGUGGUCCUUCUGACUGUAUCUCCCUGUUCUUCGGUCGGUGGACAUGGCUCUGGAGACUGUGCCGAAGGACUUGCGGCAUCUGCGGGCUUGUUUGCUGUGUUCGCUAGUCAAGACUAUAGACCAGUUUGAAUAUGAUGGUUGUGAUAAUUGUGAUGCAUACCUACAAAUGAAGGGUAACAGAGAGAUGGUAUAUGAUUGCACCAGCUCUUCAUUUGAUGGAAUCAUUGCAAUGAUGAGUCCAGAGGACAGCUGGGUCUCCAAGUGGCAGCGAGUCAGUAACUUUAAGCCAGGUGUGUAUGCAGUGUCAGUGACUGGUCGCUUGCCCCAAGGAAUUGUGCGGGAGCUGAAAAGUCGAGGAGUGGCCUACAAAUCCAGAGACACAGCUAUCAAGACCUAGCUGGGUGCAGGCCUACAGCGUCUUUGCUUUUUGCUUCUGGCCUUUGCUUGUUUUGUUGUGGAACUAAACAGGCAGAACUUCAAACUUGCCCUCCAAUCCAGAAUCAGCAGACUACUGAGCAAGCAGUACCCCGGGUCCUUGUGUCAUUUCACCUUCUUUGGAGUGCUGGUGGAAGUGGGAGAGCUGGGGUUGGUGGAUUCUCGGGGACUAAAUUGAGGGGAGAGUAAGAUGCUGCUUUUCCUACCCAUGCCCGUGAGCAGAACCUGGGGUCAAAUGCCAAUAAACACGAACCUCUGGAGUGUUCUUAGAGCUGUG